AAUGGGAAUGUCCGUUCUACUGUCGUUUAUUGUAUGGAAACAAGUUAUUUUCAGGACUGUCCAAUUGAGAGAACCAAAUUUACUGAAGACCCUGAAUGCAGCACAAGCCCGUUUACAGACCGACGACAAUCAGACGAAGAGGAGCAUCUCAAAAUGGUCCAGUGAGAGUGGACGAUGCCAGCUAUGAGUCACAGUAGUCCUUGCCUGUGGACUCGGCUCCUCCAGGGCAGCCAGGCCCCAUGUGACCGCUACAAGCACGCCUGCUGCAGCUACGGUGGACAUGUCUACAUCCUGGGAGGGAGAGACAGCAGCUCUCUGAGGGACUUCUGGAGGUACAGCGUGGUUUGUGACGAGUGGACAGAGUUAAACUGCACCAGUGAUGCUGCACCAGAAGAACUAGAGGGACAUUCUAUGAUGGCUCAUGAGGGCUUCCUGUACGUGUUUGGAGGCAUGCUGGAUUCUGCGUACACCGAGCAGAGAUGUCCCCUCUGGGUAUUUGACAUCGCGAAGCAGAAGUGGGUGCCCUGCCAGGGAAAGACCAGCUCCCCUCAGAGCCGAAUGCCAACCAACAGAAAAGGACACAGUGCUGUGGUGCUCGGCUCUGCCAUGCUGGUGUAUGGAGGGUUAGUGGACAUCAAAGGAUCCUCGCAGGACUUUUGGAGUUUGGAUUUUGAUUCCAUGGCUUGGUCACAGCUGAAUGGUUCCCAGCAGCAGGGCCCAUUAGGCCCCGGCCCCAGACACAGCCACUCAGCCGUGGGCAGCCACAGCUGCAUGUACCUGUUUGGGGGCCUGAAAGGCUUACGGGAGCAGAGGGACUUCUGGAAAUGGAAUUCCACCAGCAACAUGUGGAGUUCCCUCAAAAACAAGGCCGGUCCCUCCAGACUGAUGGGCCACUCAGCCGUGGCCUACCAGGACAGUAUGCUUCUUUAUGGGGGAGGUGAGAGCCAGAACUCUCUACAGCACUGCCUGUGGAGGUACAACUUCAGCACUCAGACCUGGGGGCAGGUUGCCACGCUCCCUGGCUCCAACCCCCCAGGGAAGAUCCACCACUGCUGCAUUGGGCUGGGUCCCAGCUACAAGUCCAAAACCAGCAGCCCCUGCUCCAGCUCAGCACAACCCAGGCUACUGGAGGGGAAACUAAGGCUCUUCAAGAACAAGUGCUUCCCCGCCCCACUCACCUUUCUAGGAUCAGAGGGAGCUAUAGAGCUGGAGACAUUCAGCCCGGACAGAUGCUACGGUAGCAAAACUCUCACACAAUCUUCCCAACUAUUCAACAGCAAAGAGGGUGUAAUGGGGAAAGAUGCCCAGCAGAUUGGAAACUGUUUGACUUUUGAGAACAAGGCUUUUAGGAAACAAUGGGGCUGCAGAGGAGCUAACCCGCUGGACAAGGAGGAGGAGGAGGAGGAUGAAGAUGAUGCCGCGCAUCUGCCUGAUCUGCUGCUGGUGCUGGGUGGGAAACCGUGCACCACACACAGCCCUAUCUCCAUAUGGCAAAUGACUCUGACGGACUCAUAGCAGCUUUUGAAGAAAAUAAACUUUACAUUAACACGUUCUCUAUAUGAGAAAUAUGAAGAAAAGAAACACUAGUGUUAUGUUAUCACUUUUGUUUUGUUAAAUCUUAUAUGUUGAAAGGGUUUACUGACAUGCUCUGAACAAGAGAAAAACUUUCUACUUUUGUUGUGAGUUUUAAUGUCGGGAGUUGCAUAUAUACAUUUCCUUUUUGCAGAAGUCAAAUAAAUGAUCAGAAAAUGCCAUUAAGAAAAGCUGUAAAAUGAUUGCAGUUGUGAACAAUGAUCUAAUUUGUAGUGUCAUUGUGAAAAAUAUACAGCACACAUAUGAACAUAAAAAUGGCAAAAUCAGGAUCACCGAUCCAAAACAUUUCUCGGUACUGCUGUACAUGCAGAUGUAUGGUGCCAGUUCCCGGAGCUCCUCGGUUACCCAUUGGUAGUCUAUAUCCACAAUGUUCCCCUCCCGGGAUUGUUCAGGUGCCGCCAGAUAUUCC
Molecule: messenger RNA, 2002 nt
Organism: Perca fluviatilis (European perch)
Lineage: Eukaryota; Metazoa; Chordata; Actinopteri; Perciformes; Percidae
Gene: klhdc3l
Product: leucine-zipper-like transcriptional regulator 1 homolog
Exons: 8
Coding region: 175-1515 (446 amino acids)
Cellular component (GO): Golgi apparatus; cytoplasm
Molecular function (GO): chromatin binding; protein binding
Source: RefSeq, a predicted model, not a curated record